Alligator sinensis (Chinese alligator) is the source of this 1288-nucleotide messenger RNA. RefSeq names its product probable acyl-CoA dehydrogenase 6. The record is from RefSeq and is a predicted model, not a curated record. The coding region runs from base 1 to 1200 and encodes 399 amino acids. Lineage: Eukaryota; Metazoa; Chordata; Crocodylia; Alligatoridae. Gene Ontology annotation, biological process: fatty acid beta-oxidation using acyl-CoA dehydrogenase. Gene Ontology annotation, molecular function: acyl-CoA dehydrogenase activity; flavin adenine dinucleotide binding. The transcript is spliced from 9 exons.
AUGGGGAAGAGUGAUGAGCGACGGCAAAACUGUGCAGGCAGCCUGGUGAAGAAAGAGGAACAAGCAGCAACUGACCCAGAGCCCAGCAGAGAAGGGAUUAUUGACAAAGAGAUUAACCCAUUUGUGGACAAAUGGGAAGAAGAGGGACAGUUUCCAGCACACAAAGUAUUUAAAAUCCUUGGACAAGCUGGAUUCCUUGGAGUGACCAAGCCAACAGAAUAUGGCGGCCUGGGCUUGGACUUUUCCUAUAGUACUGCAAUGGCAGAAGAACUGGGAAAUAUUCAUUGUGGAGGGGUUCCUAUGGCUAUUGGAGUGCACACUGACAUGGCUACGCCUGCUCUAACAAGAUUUGGUUCUAAAGAGCUGAAACAAGAGUUCCUUGUACCAAGUAUAGCUGGUGAUGUCGUGGCUUGUUUGGGAGUCAGUGAAACUGGAGCAGGGUCAGAUGUUGCAAGUAUCCAGACACGAGCAGUAAGAAAAGGUGAUGAUUAUGUCAUAAAUGGAGGCAAGAUGUGGACUACUACUGGGUGUCAAGCUGACUGGAUGUGUCUAUUGGCAAAUACUAGUGAAGGACCACCCCACCAAAAUAAAUCUCUCAUAUGUUUGCCAAUGAAGUUAUCUGGCGUUCACAUUGCUAAAAAGAUAGACAAGCUGGGCAUGAAAUCAUCAGAUACAGCUCAGAUAUUUUUUGAAGAUGUCAGAGUUCCCUGCAAAUACCUAAUUGGGGAGGAAGGAAUGGGUUUUACGUACCAGAUGUUGCAAUUCCAAGAAGAGCUUCUUUGGGCAGUAGCCAAUGUUGUGCAACAAAUGGAUAAUAUUAUACAAGAAACUAUCAACUACACUCGGCAACGAAAAAUAUUCAACCAGCCACUGCUGAACAACCAAAUAGUGCACUUUCGCCUGGCAGAGUUAGCAACUGAAGUGGAACUUCUUCGUUCUCUGCUCUACCGGGCUGUUGCUCUGUAUAUAAGAGGCAAUGAUGUGACCAGAUUUGCUUCCAUGGGUAAGCUAAAGGCAGGCCGCCUAGCCCGUAAGCUGUCUGAUGAUUGUCUCCAAUUCUGGGGAGGAAUGGGAUUCACCAAUGAAGUGUCAGUGAGCAGAUUUUACAGAGAUUCAAGAUUAACAUCAAUAGGAGGUGGUGCAGAUGAAGUCAUGCUUUCCAUUAUAUGUAAAUAUAUGGAUAUUCUUCCAAAGAAGUAAUGCCCAGCAAAGUCGCAACUCUUUAUUGGCUAUGGGAAAAUAUGGAUUUACCACAAAUCGAGUGUGAGCAGUACACAAAUUCCAAAAG